ACCCAUAACACAAGAGUGAAGAUGACAUGGUACAACACCAACUUCCACAAUACUGCUGGGAUGGACACACCUAACAGGAAGACUCUGGUAUUCAUGUUCAUACUGCUGCUUGCUCAGCUGGGAUGCAGCGUGCAGAGUGUGUCUGAGUGUUGCAGACAGCCAGCGCGGUCCUGUCGCCUCCAAGUCCUGCUGUGUCGUUCUGGCAACAUGAGCAUAGGGGGAACCAAUGCAGGAGACGCAGCCGCUGGAAUCCUCACCCUUGGUAAACGGAACGAGGAUGAGUUACAUUUGCAGAGCAGACUCCAUCAGCUUCUUCAUGGCCGCAAGAACCAAGCAGCUGGGAUACUGACUAUGGGGAAGAGGACUGCACAGAGGGAUAGGGAGCAAUAAACAGAUUGACUGAGUCUAUCUUAAAAACAAAAAAAGAAAACACACACAGUUUGAACACAUUUGCCUGGGUAAAUAAUGUUCAUACAAUGUUUA
This is a messenger RNA of Poeciliopsis prolifica (blackstripe livebearer), 483 nucleotides long. RefSeq names its product hypocretin (orexin) neuropeptide precursor (gene hcrt). NCBI's taxonomy places the organism in Eukaryota, Metazoa, Chordata, Actinopteri, Cyprinodontiformes, Poeciliidae. The record is from RefSeq and is a predicted model, not a curated record. Gene Ontology annotation, biological process: feeding behavior; neuropeptide signaling pathway. The transcript is spliced from 2 exons. Bases 22 to 390 code for a protein of 122 amino acids.